GUUCAUUAGAAAGUACAUUGUCUCGUCGCUCCAUCGCAGAGGUCCCUGUGUUUGAACCCGACCCGGAGGGAGGCAUAUGGCAAUGUCCAUUCUGUGAUGAUUCGCCAUUCUCCAUCGAAACCCCGCCACCAAAGUAUACCCAAGCCAUGGCACAAGUGCGCAUCAUCAUUGCAGAUCAUAUCCGUCAUCAUCGUACCCGUUUGCUGGAACAGCUCAGCCCAGCUGAAGUCACUCAUUAUGAAAAAAUGUUUUAUCAAAAACAAGCUCGUGUGCAUGAGUGGAUCGACCGUUCCGCCUCUUCGCACAAUUCCCGGGCGCAGUCUCCUGUAUCUGGGCAGAACCGCGAUAACAUCAACUGACAAACGAUUUAUAACCAACGCCGGAACAAGCUUUAGCACCCGAUUUUUAUAUCGGCAAUCUUAUUAUCCAUUUCGUUUUGAGCACUUUGUGCAUUUAUCCUUCUUUGGCUGGUGCUUUUUUGGAAGCGUGGUGUGGGGCGAGAAGUUUAAGCGUAAAGGCGUUGGUGAUUGGUCGUCGUGGGCUGCCUCGUCAAUGACCAGUGAUUGGCCAGAGGGUGCGCUUUUGUAUAACUCCGAAUAAGGAAGUAGAAAAUACCAAUUCGCGUUUGGGGAAUAUUUCAGUGGGCAUUCGUUUUUGGUCGUAACCAUCUAUUCGCAUGGCAUCCUUUUUAAGCCACUGCUUGGCCAGUGUUGCGUUUGUUGCUUCCCUCGUUGCAGCCUCUGGU
This is a messenger RNA of Radiomyces spectabilis, 745 nucleotides long. RefSeq lists its product as uncharacterized. The record is from RefSeq and is a predicted model, not a curated record. Lineage: Eukaryota; Fungi; Mucoromycota; Mucoromycetes; Mucorales; Radiomycetaceae. Bases 97 to 600 code for a protein of 167 amino acids. The transcript has 3 exons.